Molecule: messenger RNA, 2604 nt
Organism: Anopheles marshallii
Lineage: Eukaryota; Metazoa; Arthropoda; Insecta; Diptera; Culicidae
Gene: simj
Product: transcriptional repressor p66-beta
Exons: 8
Coding region: 1-2604 (867 amino acids)
Biological process (GO): negative regulation of transcription by RNA polymerase II
Cellular component (GO): NuRD complex
Source: RefSeq, a predicted model, not a curated record
AUGGAACGUAUGGAGGUAGACGAUUCGGCCGUGGUCGAUCUGAGCCUCGGUUCUGGCCGCUCUUCGAUCACGAUAACACCGGCUACAGCGCGCGAUUUGCGUGCCCUGGCGAAAAACUCCGGGCUCACCAUCACCCCUGCCCUGCCACCCGUGUCCUCCUCACACGGAAGCAUCAAUCCCGGCAAUGGUGGUGGGGGCGGAGGUAGCGCUCUCAGUCCCAAUGCACCUACAGCAAGCAGUGGUGGGGGAGGAGGAGGUGGAGGUGUUACUAGUGGUGGUGGUGGUGGUGGUGGUGGCUGUAGUACAGGUGUAGGUGUCAGUGGUGAAAGUGGCAGUACAUCACCCAUCCCCGGUCGGCGGGUCCUGCGACCCCGCACGGAAGUGAAAUCGUACGCGGAAGUGCCCGAUAUAGUGCUGCUGCCGGCCAAAGUGAACGGUCGGUCACAGAAUGGAAGUGGUGGCGGUGGCAGUGUCACCGCCGGACUGUCAGAAUCCGAAGAUGAGGAGAUGCCACCGGUGUACCCGAUCAAGGAGCUGACGGCGGCCGAAAUCUGCGAACGGGAGCGCGGCCUGCGCAAACUGCGCGAGGAACUUCGCAGCGAGGAAACGAAGCUGGUGCUGCUGAAAAAGUUGAAACAAUCGCAGCAGGUCAUGAUGAAGGAAAACCUAAUCGUGACACCGAGCAACACGAACCUGUCCAACCCGCUCGCAUCGAUCCCGGCCGCCCUAACGAAGGGUUCGCUCAGCGUCACGCCAACCAAUGCGGUGCCACUGCCAGCCCAUUCGAAGUCUUCUUCCUCGUCCAAACCCAUCUCCAAUCCGGUGAACAAUCGAGGAUCACCGCUGAAUAUCACCCCGGUACCGAAGGUAUCGCUUUCGCAAAGACCAUCCUUGCCGGGUGGUGCGACACUCACACCCAGCAGUCCCGGACAGCGGUUACCGAUUGGGUUGAGCCGAGCCGCAUCCAACCUCAUCAUCACGCCGUCGGUAACGAUCACACCGACCAAUGCGCCCACCGCGGCUAUGAAGCAGCGCAAUAGCCAGAAUCUUGGGCAGCUGAGUAGCUCGGUAUCCAUCACACCAACACCUCCAAUACCGGCCCAAAUAAGCUGUACGACCGUGGAACCGGUAUCGCUGAAGCGCGAUCGUGACCAAUCUACCCGAGAGGAUCCACAAAGCCAAGCUCAAAGGCAAGCGUCCGCGAAAUUGGCACUGCGCAAGCAGUUAGAGAAAACCUUGCUCCAGAUUCCACCACCGAAACCACCCCCACCGGAGAUGCACUUUGUGCCGAACCCGAGCAAUAUCGAGUUCGUGUAUCUGCUCGGGCUCGAGCACGUGGUGGACUAUCUGACGAAGGACAAAAAACCGAACCCACCGCAGCAACCGUACCGGUGUGCGCAGUGCAAGAUCGACUUUACGCCCGUCUGGAAAUGGGAAAAACAGGGUAAAAGAGGAAAUCCCACUUUUCAGAACAGUCCAGUUGGCAAGGAUCCUAAAGUUAUUUGCGAGCAGUGCGUGACAAGCAACGUGAAGAAGGCACUCAAGGCGGAACACACGAACCGUCUCAAGACCGCCUUCGUGAAAGCAUUGCAACAGGAGCAGGAAAUUGAAGCCCGACUCGCUGCCCAGAGCAGCCCCUCGCCGGUCGAAAUCCAUCCCACGCCCUCGUCCACCCCCGGGUUGCGUGAGCAGCGAGAGUUGCGCGAACUGGAACAAGCCCAACAGCAGGCCCAAGCGCAACAGGCAGCACUGCAGCAUCUGCAGCAGCAGCAACAACAACAGCAGGCGGCUGCAGCGGCAGCCGCAGCAGCAGCCGCUGCCGCCCAGCAGGAGCGGCAGGAGCGACAACAGCGUCAAAAGGAGCAACAGGAGCAAUUGCGUCAGCAGCAAGCUCAGCUGCAGCAGCUGCAGCAACAGCAGCUCCAGCAGCAGCAACAGCAACAGCUUCAGCAGCAGCUUCAACAGCAACAGCUACAGCAACUGCAGGAACAGCAGCAGCAGCAGCAACAGCAGAGUCGCCAUCACCAUCUCCAUCAGCUGCACGCGGCCCAUCUGCAGUCGCAGGCACCGUCAAAAUCGAAAACUCCUACACCGACGCCGCGGCCCACGCCGACACCACCGAACCAGCAUCAAACACCGCCACCUGCGUCCAGUUCCCGUUCCAGCAGACACAGUGCAACGGCAAACGCAACAGUCGAAGCCCAGCUUACCGCACUGGCCGGGCUCGGUGGUCUGGGACAGCUCGGUGCACUCGGCAACUUUGGCAGCCUGGGCAAUUUGGCCAAUCUCAGCAACUCCACGGCAGCUGCCGCCGCCGUACAGGCACUACAUCAGCAGCUUUUCCGAGCAGGACUUCAACAAAAUCUUCAGACUGGUAAUCUAAACAUGAACAGCCUACAGGCGCAAAUGAUGCAAUUUUCGCCUCUACUAUACUCCUAUCAACUGGCGAUGGCACAAGCAGCUGCAUCACUAUCGGCAGCCGGCAAAGGUACAUCGCUCGCCGAAAUGCAGCGUGCGUUGGAGUUGCAGCGCCAAUAUCAAGAGAUGCUAUCGCAGUCCAACCCUGGACCGAGUAACAGUAGACAGAACAACUGGAAAUCUUAA